Messenger RNA from Drosophila ficusphila, 2214 nucleotides. RefSeq lists its product as uncharacterized. The transcript has a single exon. Lineage: Eukaryota; Metazoa; Arthropoda; Insecta; Diptera; Drosophilidae. The record is from RefSeq and is a predicted model, not a curated record. The coding region runs from base 28 to 2154 and encodes 708 amino acids. Gene Ontology annotation, molecular function: serine-type endopeptidase activity.
GCGCGUUGCCAACGGACGGAUAUAGAAAUGGAGCUGGCAGGAAUCCUAGUUUUAGUGCUGAGUGUUAUCCCUUUGGGCUGUUGGUGUGCUGUUCACGAUGAGUUGCCCCAGUGCGGUUUACACGGUGUCUACAGACAGCGGCAGAGUCUCAUAGAAUCACCCAACUAUCCGGAUAACUAUCCUGUUAACACCUGUUGGGAUUAUGUGGUGCGAUCUCCUUACCGCUGCCCCACAAAGUUUCACAUUCAGUUUCUGGACUUCAAGUUGGAACUCUCGGAGAACUGCAGUCGGGAUUAUUUGGCCAUUGGAUUGAAUAACGAUGGCGAUGAUAUGGAUGUCUUGUGUGGUCAGGUUCUGGGCAUCAAGAAGUAUCACACUCCCGAUGGAAUCCUGCGCCUGCGAUUCUUAAGCGAUGAAUCUCCUUGGACGACAAACGGCGGCUUUCGAUUGCUCAUCACUCGUUUGGCCUGCGAAAGGGAGGAUUUGGUGGCCAGGGGUUUGGAUGAGGAUGAGGAGGAUGUGGAUGUGGACACGGUGCAAGUGAGUGCCAAGUCGCCACCGAAGAAGCUGCAUCAUCACCACUUGCAACAGCAACCUGCACAACAGCAGCCAAAUGAACCGUAUUUUAACUUUACGAAUCCAAAUCGUUUGGGAUUUAACUUGGGAUUGCCUUCUGGUUUUGGUUAUCCUGCUGGAUUUUAUCCUCCACCUACAGGCUUACCUCCUCAGGCAUAUCCACCACCUACAGGCCUACCUCCUCAACACGCACCGCCUUGUUUGCCCCAACAACAGCAACAACAAAUAUUGCAGCAACAGCAGGAGCAACAGCGAUUCCUGCAGCAGCAACAUCAGCAAUAUUUGCAGCAACAGCAACUUCUGCAGCAGCAACAAUUGCAAAUUCCACAGCAGCAACAACAGCAGUUGCAACAGCAGAUCCUGCAGCAGCAGCAACUGCAGCAACAGAUCCUGCAGCAACAGCAACUCCACCAGCAACAUCCGCAGCAACUUCAACUGCCGCAGCAGCAACAGCAACAGCAAGAGUUGCCCCUGAUUUCCGAUCAGUAUCAAACGACGUCCUUUCAACCGCACACUGUAACCCUCAAGGAUUACGAUUCGCAGACUUUGCAGCAGUUCGGUGGUCAGGUGGAUCUCUGCUGUGCCAGCAGCUUCAACCAGAAUCACUUCUACCUCUCAAGUCCUGGAUUUCCAAGAACUGUUUUCAACUACUUGCUGCCCAAUCAGCAAAGGGAUUGUGUCUUCUACAUUGAAAAGAGUUCUCCGAAUGUCUGUCGCUUGAGGAUACAGUUCAAGUUCUUUGAUCUUGGACAGAAUUCAGGAGGUGCUUCGAUUGGAGGAAGUUUUGGCGGGGGAACCGGAGGAGGAGUUCCUGGAGGAGGAUUCCCUGGCGCCUUUGGAGGUCAACACACCUGCAAUGGCGACUUCCUGGAAAUAGAUGGCCAGCGAUACUGCGGCUGUCGUUCGGGAUAUGUCCACAAAUCGCAUUGGGAUCAGGGUCGCAAGGCGUUGCGCAUGCGAAUUGGACAAUCGAGUAGCACCACAUCGAAUGGCUUUCUGCUUGAAAUAUUCCAGGAUCAGGACUCCGAUGGCUGUCGACAGGAUGCAGGUUCUGGAUUCGGAGUGGGCUUGCAAGCGCAGCAACCUCAAAGAGGUUUGGGUUUGUGGCCCCAAGUGGGUUUGCAACCACAAUUGGGAUUGCCGCCACAAACACCUCAGAUAUGGCAGCCUGGAUAUCCUGGUUAUUUAGGUGGUUAUCCUGUACCUUUUCCGGCAACUCCUUACCGAACAACUAGAAGGAUUUCCUUUGCCCGUGGAAUCGAUGCCCAGCAACCUUCGAGGAUUGUGGAAACAAAUUCAACCCGCAAGGAAUUUUAUUACUUCGAUGGCGAUGAGGCCUUCGCACGCUCAGCUUUGGAUGAUGGGGAUGAGGACAAGGCUCAUGUGGGGGUCACAACCCAACCACAGUCAGUGUCUCAACCCAAGAUUGAUUCGCCAGUGGUUACGAAAGCCUUCGAGCAAAGCAGUUGCUCCUUCGAUUAUAUGGAGGUCCUUAAACUGUCUGUCGACUCUCUCUGGUUGACAAAACCCUUGUGCUUCUCGCCUCUGAGAAGCUGGUUUCCCAACAUAUUUGGCUAACUAAAUAAACAAUAAUUUUAUGUAGCUGAAUUUUGUUUAACAAUGUGAAAAAACUACUGA